AUGCGUUUCUCCAUUGCUGCCUUGGUUGCUUCCGCUACUGUUGCUUCUGCUGCUUCAACAGAUGCUUCUUCCUAUUGGGCUUCCUUCCUUGCUCACUAUAGUUACACUGGCCUGGCCUCAUUAGACUUGAGUGGAACAGAAACUGGUCUGUUCUCCGUUCCAACAUUGGACGCCUCUCAAUCUGCUCAGCUUCUGUCUCUUUUAGCUGGUUUGGCUACCUCUGGUUCUGGUUCUGGUUCUGCUGCCAAUUCUGCUGCUUCUAAGACAGCUUCCGGUUCCAAAGUCACUUCUGGUUCUUCUGCAGCAUCUGGCUCCUCUUCCGCUGCCGGCUCCUCUUCUGCUGCCGGCUCUUCCUCAACUUCAGGUGAAGCUGGAAAGAAUGGUCCCUUCUUGGCUGCCGGUGCCCUUGUAGCCCUUGGAGGCCUCUUGUUGUAA
Sungouiella intermedia is the source of this 435-nucleotide messenger RNA. NCBI's taxonomy places the organism in Eukaryota, Fungi, Ascomycota, Pichiomycetes, Serinales, Metschnikowiaceae. The record is from the annotation of a GenBank genome assembly.